CACUACCACAAGUGGCUUGAAUCAACAAAUUUAAACAAGGGAGUUAGAAUAAGGCGGUGGCAUGAGUACGUGUCCCAAUAUCACUUACUAGAGUAAGAGAUCAACACAAAUAUGACUUUCGCCCAGAAGAAACAAUCGAUGAGCAAACAUAAUGUGUUCCUUAAUUCCAUUAUAAUUUAGAAAAUGGUGUUGUUGAUUCAAUCCAAUAUUGGUCGUCGAUCGGCGAUACAAAUUGCCUCUGCUCUCCGUCAGAUUGAUCUUCCUUGUUGUGUGGGAGUGAGAGCGAGAGUGAGAUUUUUGUCGACCAUUGAUGAUGCUGCCCAAAAGCAGAGUAAUGACAAGAAUGUGUUGAAUAAGCCACCUAUAUGCACCGCCGACGAGCUUCAUUACGUCUCCCUUAAUACUUGUGAUUGGAGACUUGCUCUCUGGCGCUACCUUCCUCCUCCGCAGGCUCCAAGGAGGAAUCACCCGCUUCUUCUCUUGUCUGGCAUAGGGACUAAUGCUAUUGCAUAUGAUCUUUCGCCUCAGUCAUCAUUUGCUCGGUACAUGUGUAAUCAAGGAUUUGAUACGUGGAUUCUUGAAGUCCGUGGAACUGGGUUGAGCGUGCGGGAAUCAGAUCCCAAAAACAUUGAGAAAUCUGCGCACACAGCAUCUAAUGAGAUGGAAAUUGCUAAUGACAGAGGUCUUUCUGCAGCACAGCAGUCAACAAAGGUCCAGGGUGCCUCAGAUAAGGACCAUGCAACCUUGGUCCAUGAAGAACCCACUGUGGUUUCAACAAUAUGGAAUGAGUCAAGGCCGGUGACCAAACUUACAGAAACUUUUAUACAUUUGUCAGAGAGAGUCUCUGGUUUUGUCAGUGGACGUUGGUCGAAGAUUAUCUUUCCUAAACUUUUUCGUCUAAUAUCAAAACGACUGGAGGAUUCUUUUCCUCACAAACGAGUCAACGGAAUAAAGAAGAAAUUGUUAAGUCUGCUAGAGAUAAAGGAGAACUCAGCUGUCGUUGAUAGCCAAGUUGAGGCACUGAGCAAGAAGCUAGUAAAUAUCUUUGAGGAAGGUCAUCGUGCUGUUUCAUCCCCACUAUUUGAUCUGCAGCAACAGUUGACAACUGCAGUGGUAGAUUUUCAGGAACAGCUUGACUUAAUCCUCAAGUAUGAUUGGGACUUUGAUACUUACCUGGAAGAGGAUGUCCCUGCUGCGAUGGAAUAUAUAAAGGCCCAAACUAGACCAAAGGACGGCAAACUACUCGCAAUUGGACAUUCUAUGGGAGGAAUAUUACUGUAUUCCAGGCUAUCACGGUGUGGUUUGGAAGGAAGAAAACCUGGAUUAGCAGCUAUUGUUACUUUGGCUUCAUCACUUGAUUACACAUCAUCUAAGUCCGUACUCAAACUCCUUGUACCCCUAGCUGAUCCUGCUCAGAUUCUCAAUGUUCCUGUCAUUCCUCUAGGGACAUUAGUAGCUGCUGCUUAUCCUCUAACAUCUCGUGCUCCUUAUGCCUUGUCUUGGCUUAAUGAAAUGAUAUCUUCCACAGACAUGAUGCAUCCUGAUCAUAUGAAAAAACUUGUAGGGAGCAGCUUUUGUAAUAUUCCUGCUAAGCUUCUUUUGCAGAUGACUACGGCUUUUCAUGAGCGAGGGCUCCGCGAUAGAAGUGGUAAAAUUUUCUACAAGGAUCACCUUCAUAAAAGUAGGGUACCUGUCUUAGCUCUUGCAGGAGACCGAGACCAAAUCUGCCCCCCAGAAGCUGUAUAUGAAACAGUGAAGCUUAUCCCUGAGAACUUAGUGAAGUACAAAGUAUUUGGCGAUGCUGAUGGUCCACAUUAUGCUCAUUAUGACUUGGUGUGUGGACACAUGGCUGCAGAGCGAUUAUAUCCUCGCAUAGUCAAAUUUCUAAGCCGAUAUGAUCGGACCAGCUAGGAGAUGGAUAUGCAUUGACAAUCAUGCUUCAGAUGCUGAGCUUCAUAUCAGUUGGCAUAUCAUUUACGCAUCUCACGAUUGUUUAUCACUACUCGUAUCUGAUGAUUCUAUAAACAAGGGACAUUGUGAAGACCUGAAAGCUGAGGGGAGCUCAUACACAGGAAGGAAUUUGUUAGAUGUGGUUUGUGUCAACCUUGUUUGUAGUAUCAUCCGCUUUGGCUGCUUUUCACCUGACGUUCGACAGGCGUUUGUAAGAACUGAACUCACAAACAUCUAAAUUAGCUUUAUUGGUUUUGUUUUGCUUAUACUAAAUUAGUUUAAGCACUUGUGUAAGGCGUUUGUAAACUAGAAGAAGCAAUUGUUUGAAAUGGUUUCUGUUAAUCAAUUGUGUUAGGCGUUUGUAAAUUAGAA
This is a messenger RNA of Solanum pennellii, 2322 nucleotides long. RefSeq lists its product as uncharacterized. The record is from RefSeq and is a predicted model, not a curated record. The transcript is spliced from 10 exons. Bases 184 to 1911 code for a protein of 575 amino acids. Lineage: Eukaryota; Viridiplantae; Streptophyta; Magnoliopsida; Solanales; Solanaceae.